Molecule: messenger RNA, 1251 nt
Organism: Scheffersomyces coipomensis
Lineage: Eukaryota; Fungi; Ascomycota; Pichiomycetes; Serinales; Debaryomycetaceae
Gene: ARG1
Product: argininosuccinate synthase
Exons: 1
Coding region: 1-1251 (416 amino acids)
Biological process (GO): urea cycle; L-arginine biosynthetic process
Cellular component (GO): cytoplasm
Molecular function (GO): ATP binding; argininosuccinate synthase activity
Source: RefSeq, a predicted model, not a curated record
AUGUCAAAAGGUAAAGUUUGUUUAGCUUACUCUGGUGGUUUAGAUACUUCAGUUAUUUUAGCUUGGUUAUUAGAAGAAGGUUAUGAAGUGAUUGCCUUUUUAGCCAACAUUGGUCAAGAAGAAGAUUUCGAAGCUGCUGAAAAGAAAGCUUUAGCCAUUGGUGCUACUAAAUUCGUUGUGGUUGAUGUUAGAAAAGAAUUUGUCGAAAAAGUUUGUUUCCCUGCUAUUCAAGCUAAUGCCAUUUAUGAAAAUGUUUACCUUUUAGGUACUUCUUUAGCUAGACCUGUUAUUGCUGAAGCUCAAAUCAAAGUGGCUGAAGAAUAUGGUUGUUUUGCUGUUUCUCAUGGUUGUACUGGUAAAGGUAAUGAUCAAGUUAGAUUUGAAUUAUCCUUUUAUGCUUUAAAACCAGAUGUUACUGUCAUUGCUCCUUGGAGAGAUCCAGUUUUCUUUAAUAGAUUUGCUGGUAGAAAUGAUUUAUUAAAUUAUUCAAAUGAAAAGGGUAUCCCAGUGGCUCAAACUAAAGCUAAACCAUGGUCAACUGAUGAAAAUUUAGCUCAUAUUUCUUUUGAAGCUGGUAUUUUGGAAAAUCCUGAUACUACUCCUCCAAAAGAUAUGUGGAAAUUAACCGUUGAUCCAACUGAUGCUCCAGAUACUCCAGAAGAUUUCUCAGUUGUGUUUGAAAAAGGUUUACCAGUUAAAUUAAUCUUAGAUGGUGGUAAAAAAAUUGUUACUGAACCAGUUGAAUUAUUCUUAGAAGCUAAUGCUUUAGCUAGAAGAAAUGGGGUUGGUAGAAUUGAUAUUGUUGAAAAUAGAUUUAUUGGUAUUAAAUCAAGAGGUUGUUAUGAAACUCCAGGUUUAACCAUUUUAAGAUCUACUCAUGUUGAUUUAGAAGGUUUAACUUUAGAUCGUGAAGUUAGAGCCAUUAGAGAUCAAUUUGUUACUGUCACUUAUUCAAAAAUUCUUUAUAAUGGUAUGUAUUUCACUCCAGAAGGUGAAUAUAUCAGAUCCAUGAUUGAACCAUCUCAAAAAACUGUUAAUGGUACCGUUAGAGCUAGAGCUUAUAAAGGUUCUUUAACUAUCUUGGGUAGAUCUUCUGAUACUGAAAAAUUAUAUGAUGAAACUGAAUCAUCCAUGGAUGAAUUAACUGGAUUCUCUCCAGAAGAUACUUCAGGUUUUAUUGCUGUUCAAUCUAUUAGAAUUAAAAAGUAUGGUGAAGCUGCUAGAGAAAAAGGUAUUAACUUAUCUUUAUAA